This is a messenger RNA of Papaver somniferum (opium poppy), 783 nucleotides long. RefSeq names its product putative disease resistance protein RGA3. Lineage: Eukaryota; Viridiplantae; Streptophyta; Magnoliopsida; Ranunculales; Papaveraceae. Gene Ontology annotation, molecular function: ADP binding. The record is from RefSeq and is a predicted model, not a curated record. The transcript has a single exon. The coding region runs from base 1 to 783 and encodes 260 amino acids.
AUGGCGAUCAUUGAAGGAAUUCUUACUAACGGUGUAACAGAAAUAUUAAAAAAAUUGGUUCCUGUUAUUGCUCAAGAGAUUAAUUUGGCAUGGGGCGUCAAAGAUGAACUCAAAACGCUUCAAGACACUUUAGAGAUGAUUCUUGCUGUGCUAGCUGAUGCGGAGAGGAGGCAAAUGACUGAAGAAGUUGUGAGAAUUUGGUUGAGAAGGCUUAAAGAUGUUGCUUAUGAUGCGGAUGAUGUGAUGGAUGAGUUGUCCUACGAAACCAUGCGUCGGUGCGUCAGGGGGAACAGCUUAAAGCAUAAGGCUCGUGAUUUCAUUUCAUCUGCGAACCCACUUGCAUUUCAUUACCAGAUGUCCAACAAAAUCAAACAUAUCAAUCGGAGGUUAGAUUCAAUUACCAAAGAUAUGAGUAGGUUUCACUUGCAAACUACACCUGCCAGCUCUAUUCUCCCUGAGGAAAGCACCGAGCAUCGGAGCCAACAAACCGCGUCCUCUGUUAAUGAAUCGGACAUUAUAGGACGGGAGGAUGAAAAGGAAAGAAUAACUAAUAUGCUAACCGGAGUCAUCCCAUCAUCAUCUGAUAGAAACACAGAAAAGGUCUCCGUCGUUUCCAUAGUUGGGAUGGGAGGACUUGGUAAAACAAGUCUAGCUCAGCUCGUCUACAAAGAUGAGUUGGUAAAUAAACAUUUUGAGCUAAAGAUGUGGGUACAUGUAUCUGAAGAUUUUGAUGUGGAAAAGCUUUUAACAAAAAUUAUGGAGUCCUCAACUCAGAAUAAGUGA